This is a messenger RNA of Penicillium mononematosum, 1641 nucleotides long. RefSeq lists its product as uncharacterized. The record is from RefSeq and is a predicted model, not a curated record. The coding region runs from base 1 to 1641 and encodes 546 amino acids. Lineage: Eukaryota; Fungi; Ascomycota; Eurotiomycetes; Eurotiales; Aspergillaceae. The transcript has a single exon.
AUGGCUCAUGGUCAUUUUCGUCACUCGCGCCUCGGCAAUCUAAUUAGCGCAAGGCGCCGCCGGGAAGCUAAGCUGGAUGGCCAGGAUGCGGGCUCUGAUUUACUUGAGGAUGACACAUUUCAAAGCCCCAUCCUCCCAGCUACUGAUAUGCCUCCGGAGGAAAAUUGCGACUCGUCAAAAACCUCUAUGCGCCUUGAGCAUGGCAUGAACGAAUUUGAUUCAAUGCUUGAAAAGCGGGACGAGACGGCCUCCCCCGACCCUACUAGUAUCGAGACUGUACUGCAGAUAGUCGAUGCUAGCUCUCAGACCCCGCUUCAGUCGACUACUACUGACUUUCCGAUGACGGCAUCGGAUUCUACGUACGCCACUGACACUCUACCGAGCUCGGACAGCUUGCCUGCGAGUGCGGCUGCGAGCGUGACUACAACUGCAACUGCAAAUGAAAGUGAGAGUGCCUCUAUAGAUUUAGGGCUAUUAACCUCGCCGACAGCCUCUCCGCUAUCCGAGACCUCACUUUCAAGCACCUCUACGAACGUGGCCCAAACUUCUUCGACCACAAAUGCCGCAACCCAACUUCCAUCACCAUUAAGAUCUCCCUCAGCCGCAGUCAUCAGUUCACCUACAUGGAGUUCGACUCGCCUCGUCACUUCUUCUAUCUCUACGCCCUCUCUUACGACGACAUCAUCCCAGGUACACAAUCACUCGUCAUAUUCUGGUACCAGCUCCGACUCCAGUUCUAGUUCCAGUUCCACCUCGACAAGCUCGACUUCCAGCAGCUACACAACCUCUUCAUCAAAUGUAUAUGGAGGCUCUGAGUCAGCUGGCUCGCCGACUGGUACCGGGACCGCGCCAACUACGAGUGAAGCGCAGGGUUCGGGGCAGGGUUCGACAAGUAAUCCUGACACGCCUAAAAUCGUGGGUGGUGUAGUAGGAUCAGUUGCCGGUGUUGCUCUCAUUCUAUUUCUCCUAUUUUACUACCUCCGCCGCCGAGGGUUCUUUAUGGGGAAAAUGGGACGUCCCACCAUGUUAGGUGACGCAGCAGCUGGGGCUGGAUCAGGGGCUGGGUCUAGAGAAGUUGUCGAGCGGCGCGAAAGCAACGACCCUCUCUUCACAGCCUCAUACCUGGCCCCUGCAUUCAUGAAGCGCUGGCGCCAGUCAACGGCAACAACGCGGUCUGGAAGCACUGUCGACUCCGCCCCCAGCGAACGCGGGUUCCAAAAAAUUUCCGGCAGGAAGCUUCCUCCCGUCUUCACCCACGGUGGUGAUGGGUAUGGCGGCGGACUAGACGGCGAUUCUCCCACUAUACCAGGCUUCCCUGCCACCUCACCAGCAACCGGACCAAUUGGGUCAUCAUCCUUCUAUGCUCCGCCCCCUGCCCAGCCAUAUGGCAUGCCCCUAGACUCAAACUAUACCCGUGAGGUCGAGGAGCACACCCCACCAGCACAGCCCAACCCCGUGCACCUCCCUAUCUCCAGCGCCGUCAGUGUUGCCACUCCUAUCACCGUUACACCGGCCCAACCGAUUGCACAACCCCAGAGCGCAGUGCCCUUCGCGCCGCCGCGGCCGGAUGGGCUCGGCCGCAGUUUGCACAGUUUCGACGGGAGUCGAAGCAGCCGCUUCACUGAGGUUAUGGAUCAGUAA